Messenger RNA from Helianthus annuus (common sunflower), 1089 nucleotides. RefSeq names its product L-ascorbate peroxidase, cytosolic. The transcript has 10 exons. The coding region runs from base 163 to 915 and encodes 250 amino acids. Gene Ontology annotation, biological process: cellular response to oxidative stress; hydrogen peroxide catabolic process; response to reactive oxygen species. Gene Ontology annotation, molecular function: heme binding; peroxidase activity. Lineage: Eukaryota; Viridiplantae; Streptophyta; Magnoliopsida; Asterales; Asteraceae. The record is from RefSeq and is a predicted model, not a curated record.
CCAACGGCCACAAAUAAGUACUGGAAACUUCGCUAUUUUCCAAUCCAACCCCUAUAUAAUGGCAGUGCUUGUGGCUCUCUCGUGCUCAGUCAUCACUCUCUAGGGUUUCUCGUUGAUCAUAUUAUAUCUUGAUAAUAUUCCGGUUGAACAGAUUUGAAAACCAUGGGAAAGAGCUAUCCAUGUGUUAGUGAGGAGUACAAGAAGGCUGUUGAUAAAGCCAGGAAGAAGCUCAGAGGAUUCAUUGCUGAGAAGAGAUGUGCUCCUUUGAUGCUCCGUCUUGCAUGGCACUCUGCUGGUACUUUUGACGUGAACACCAAAACCGGAGGUCCUUUUGGUACCAUGAGGUACAAGGCUGAGCUAAGCCAUGGUGCCAACAACGGUCUUGACAUUGCUGUCAGGCUGCUGGAGCCUAUUAAGGAGCAAUUCCCCAUCCUCUCAUAUGGUGAUUUCUAUCAGUUGGCUGGUGUUGUUGCUGUCGAAGUUACCGGAGGACCUGAAGUUCCUUUCCAUCCCGGAAGAGAGGACAAAGAAGAGCCACCAGUUGAAGGCCGUCUUCCUGACGCAACAAAGGGAAACGACCAUCUGAGGGAUGUGUUUGUUAAGACCAUGGGCCUUGAAGAUAUCGACAUUGUAACUCUAUCUGGUGGCCAUACUCUGGGAGCUGCCCACAAGGAGCGAUCUGGAUUCGAGGGACCAUGGACUCCCAAUCCUCUUAUCUUCGACAACAGCUACUUCACUGAACUUCUUGCUGGUGAGAAAGAGGGGCUCCUGAAGCUACCCACCGACAAAGCUCUUCUUGAGGACCCUGUAUUCCGACCGUUGGUUGAGAAAUAUGCUGCUGAUGAGGAUGCAUUCUUUGCUGAUUAUGCAGUUUCACACAUGAAACUCUCCGAGUUGGGAUUUGCUGAUGCCUAAAGUUUGUGAUGGAGUGGGGGCGACCUGUUUGGCAAUUAUAUUUUGAGUGUUAAAGUGUUUUUGUUUUGUUUGUCAAGAGAUUAAAAAACACACUGUGAAGCAUAUGAGACCCUCUUGAGUUGGGGUUGCAGUUUGAUUAAUGAAGUAUUCAGCCUUGAUUUAUAAUUUUCUUAA